Molecule: messenger RNA, 849 nt
Organism: Vicia faba (fava bean)
Lineage: Eukaryota; Viridiplantae; Streptophyta; Magnoliopsida; Fabales; Fabaceae
Source: the annotation of a GenBank genome assembly
AUGGAUUCUAAUCAAUUUCAUUAUCAACAAGCUAUGUUCAAUUUCAUGCAAAAUUAUCAAAAUCAUAAUCCUCAAAAUUCUCAAAUUCCAUCGAUGCCAACAAACCACGCCAUAUUUUUUCCAUCACCAAACAAUCCAAAUAUGGAUGAGGAUAUACUUCUUAUCCAAUCAUGGCUCAAUGUUUCAAAGGAUCCAAUUGUGGGAGUUGAUCAAAAGGCUGAGAGUUUUUGGUUAAGAAUAGCUGCCAAUUAUAACCAGUAUCGUGGGCAAUGGCGGGAAAAGUUAGGGGGGCAAUUAAAAUGCCGAUGGCAUAAAAUAAAUGGUUUGGUUCAAAAAUUUGUUGGGUGUUACAAACAAGCUGUUAAUGGAAAGAAAAGUGGGACAUCAGAUAACGAUAUCAUGGCCUCUGCACAUGCUUUUUUUGCUCAGGAUGAAGGUACAACAUUCAAUCUUGAGUACGCAUGGCGAUUGUUAAAAGAUGAACCUAAAUGGAUGGGAGAAUCGAUUGGAAAUUCUUCAAAAGUAACAAAGACUUCUGCUAGUGGGGCAUCAUCGGCUAACUCAGAUACACCUUCAAGUUACGAGUUUAACUCAUCAUCACCAAUGGAGCAUCCAAUGGGACAAAAAGCAGCAAAAAGGAAGGGUAAGGCAAAGGAAAUUCCAAAUGCAACACAAGAUGCAAGGAAUAAAAGAGCAGCAACAAUGGAAAGACUAGCUCAAAGUAAGGAGGACGAGCUAGAAUUAAAGGCAAUGCAAAUCAUCAUGAAAGACACUUCUACUAUGAGUGAUAGUCAACGAGAUAUUCAUGAAAAAUAUUGUAAUAAGAUGAAAAAAAAAUAUGGAUUGUAG